CCCAUUGCCUGUCAGUCAGCCCACAGAGCCAACAAACCCAGCCGGCCGGUCGGCGUCCCCGCAAGUUUUGUCGUUCAGGGCUUUUCAAUAGAAAAACGUGCAAUCAAUCCAUAACGCUAUGAGGUUGUGAGAACAGAGAAUUUGAUAGCGCCGGGAGAAACUCAAGUGCGUCCAGCCCUAGAAAAGAAGUCUCGUUUGGCUCGGUGUCGUAAAUAGCUCGCAGUCACUGGAAAGAAGUCACGGAGAGGAGCGAUACCGAUCGUUUACGAUAAACCCCAGUCGGCGAAACAGUUCAACGAUAAGCAGACGUCACUCGACUUUUAUUACACGGACUUUGUGGGAGUGUGUUGGCUUUUUUCCGCUAGCUGUGUUUCAGUUUACUCUUUCCGGAUAAUACUUCGUAACUUCUCGAAACUUGUGCGCGUGUUGUUGAUGUUGUUGUUGUUGACGAUCAUUUUUAACUGUGUCGUCGUUGUGUGUAAAUUGUGAUAAUUUUUUUUAACUAACUCUUUCUAUAUGAAGAUGCGACGCCGUAAAUCGAAUAGGGGCAGACCGCGGAAAGUAAAGACGGACAAUAACAAUGUCCAGAAGGAUGUGUCGUCCGCUUUUAAUUGCGAAGCAGACGAAAGUAGUGAGGUAGACACGCCAAAAAAUUUCGACUUUAAUGAAAAGGAUUACGACGCGAAACUUAAUAAGAUUGGACCCACGACAUACAGAAUCGGCAGUACGCAGUUGGACAUGGAAAACGCAGGGGACGAUCUUAAACCCAUUUUUCGGGACAACGACAUUCUGUUCCAGGUGGAGUGUGGGUCCAACAAGGCUCAGAUGUACCUGUCGAAACUCUGUCAGGGCAGUAAGGGGUCGUGCAUUCAGUACGACGGGUCCUGGUUGACGCCCAACGAGUUCCAGUUCGUGAGCGGGCGGGAAACGGCGAAAGACUGGAAGAGGUCAAUCAGACAUUUUGGAAGGAGUCUCAAGCUCCUCCUCACCAAAGGGAUCCUGGCCGUCCAUCCGACGGCGUGCCGCUGUGACAGCUGCUGCUUCCUGACGUCAUCGGACGAGAAACCGAGUCUGAUCGUGAAACAAGCCGUGAAGAAGUCAAAGAGUAAAUCCAAGUCGAAAGGCCGACCAAGGAAAGUGAAAAACAACAAAGAAAAUAACAAGCUUCAAAAAUGUGAAAACAAUUCAAAAGAUGCAAAGGCCACGUCGGAGAAUUGCAAAACCGAGCCCAUGGGAGAGGACGAGUAUCAGGACAGUACGGAGGACGGAAGUGCGGACGAGGAAAGCGAAAACGAGAACGGCGACGCCUCCGAGAGUGGUGCCGCUUCGGACAGUGGUGGAGACGACGGCGAAGAAACUGAAGAAGAAAACGGAAAUGACCGAAAUAAUUCCGGCAACGAAGGUAAAGAUACGGCGGCGGCCUCGUCCUCCGAUGGUUCCUCGGAAUCGGAAUCUUCGUCCGAUUCUUCCGACACUGAGCCAAACAACGACGGGGACGGGAAGGCCGCUGACGUUAACAACACUGACCAGGUUGAGAAGGAUGAGGAAGAAGAGGAGGAGGAUGACGAAGAAGAAGAUAUGGAUACUGUAGAGUCAUCGGUUGAUGACGCAAAGAAGACGCAAGAACCAUCUUCUAAUGGAUUCUCCAAAGAAGAAGAAAGCGUGGAAAUGAACGAGGUAAUAAGGACAGACAAUACGGAUAAUGAUGUCACUGCUAUCCUCUCCAGUGACAACAAAAUAGAGGAUGACGCGGAUCUCGCAGACGCCGACAAGGACGAUAAAUCUUCAACGAAUAGUGAAAAAACGGACCCAAUAACGACCGCGAUUGUUAAUGAUGCCAAGUCAACAUCCAUGUUGGACACUAUCCAGGUACCGAAACCUUUAGAGGAAAUAGGGUGCUCGACGCUGAUGGACAAGAUUGCCGAGACAAUUGAACAAGAGAUCGAGAAGGACGAUGCUGAGGUCAUCAGAAAUACAACAGAGGAUCAACAGAACAGUAAGCCUGCCUCGCCGAUCAAGUGCAAUACGCCGAGCCCGAUCAAGUUCAUGACAGAAAGUAACGAAUCUGACGAUCGGUCUUAUAAUACGACGAAAGUAGACGCCGACAUUUCUAAUUCUGAAGAGGAGCAGAAGGAUUCCACUGAAACGAUAUCCGUGGAUGUGAAGAAAGAUUCUGUUGUGGACAAAGAGCUGCAGGAGGUUAAAGCUGAAGUAGAAGAAGAGGAAAAGCUCGUGAAGCCAAGCGAUAAUAAUAUUAAGGACGGUUCCACAACUGGAGAAGCGGCAAAUGUCCCAGGAUCUCCAGCAGAAAGAGUGACAACUCCUGCCAACACACCGCCAGCCAGUCCGGCGAGAAGAUGCGUUGACAGAGCCAACAGUUCACAGGGCAAGUCCCGUCUUAGCAGUAUUAUCGACAUACUGAGGACAUCCAAGGAACGAGAGUGUCAGAAACCGGCGAGCGAGCCCGAGCCGAGAGUACCCAGUGAGAAAUCUCGCCCUCCCCUUCCCCGAGAACCUGUAGUGGAACCGCCCACGCCCAGUGUACCCAAACCACGGGAAAAACCAGAUCCGCCCAAACCAAAAUCGGUCACAGCUGAAGAUGUCAUCUCCAAGGAUCGACCUCACAACGCCUUCAGAUACCCAGCGAGUCUUCUCCCCUUUGGUUACCCUUCUCCAGAACACCUGGAAAAGGUGAGCCGCGAGGCGCACGACCAGCUGUCCAAGUACCACCGCCAGUUCGAGAAGAACCUCGAGUCGAUGAUCGCCCAGAACAUGAACCCCUUCAUCCCCGAACUCAGCAUCUACAGCCUGCCCGAGCACAGGGCCCAGAUGGAGCUGCACUACAUGCAGACGAUGGAACAGCUGGCGAGACAGCAGUACGUGAUGGCGGAGAGCAGGAGUCGGCAGAUGAUCCACGAGAACAACCUGCUCAUCGGCAAGCUCCACGAUCGGAUCACUCGAGGCAGCGGCCAUCCCGGGCAUGUUGGUGGCGUCGUCUCACAGCAGCAUAAUAAUGUCGUCGCCGUUGGCAAGCAUGGUGGUGAGAAGAAGAUCGGAAGUGGUGGUUCCGAGAAGCGUGCAUCCGCCCAUCACAACCAGCAGCAGCACCACCAUCAUCGUGAUCAGGCGAGUCAUGGUCAGUCGCAACAUCUGCCGACGAAAGCUCUGCCAGCUCACAGACACGUGCCGGACACGAGACAGCUGGACAAGCAUAGUCAAUCCAAGUUACAGAACCCCCCUGCAGCACACGGUCACCACACCACGAAUCAUCCUAGCAGCAGCAGCAGUAGCAUCAGUGUAAAGCCGUCAUCAGCAUCCCACCCAUCACCGUUCAUAGCAUGCACAACUGCAGCAACCCACCCCAGACCCGAGAGUGUGCCCGCCCCCAGCAGUUCUCCACUGGCGGGGACCCUGUUACCACAGCAGAUGUGGUCAUCCUGUUUCCCAUUCGUUGUUCCACCUCCUUCCUUGGAGAUGACGAGACUCACUCAGUUCUUUCCAAACCUCAACAGCAGCGCCAGGACCUCUAAGGAGAGUCUCAAACAUCCUUCCUCGACGCCCUCAUCGGCGCUCGACUUAUCGACGAAAAAACAGAAGACGUCGAGAAAUAGCGACGUCCAUUCUGGGCGAUCGUCGAGUCUGGGUGGCAGCGACGCCGCCACGUUGCGUGCCAAAGCUAUACAGAAUCAACUGGCGAACAGUGGCUCGCAUUCCCAGACAUUGAGGCGCAGUCUCCAGGAGGGCAAGUCCGGGUCUCUGGCGGCGUCAGACUACGAACGCAAGAACGGCGUCUCGGGCUGCACGUGCGGUCUCAAGCAUGUUGACGAUAUACGGACUUGGUCUGUCAAAGACGUGUGUCAUUUCGUGAAGAGACUCGAUAGUUGUUCUGUGUACUCAGAGAUAUUCCUUCGCUACCGCGUUGAUGGUCAAAGUCUUCCACUGCUGACAACAGAUCACCUGACCAAAUCGUUUGGCAUGAAGCUCGGGUCGGCUCUCAUUCUCACAGGCGCCAUUGCCAGAAAGUUACAGGACAUCAGUCAGAUAGUCCCGUGUGACUACUGCAGGAAGAAGAUAAACAGAGAAUAACGAUACGAGAUGGACGGUUACCCAGUUAACUUUAACCCUCACGGGUGUCCUGAAAUAUAGCUUGUGUGAAGGAGAUUCAGAGAAUUAAAUAAACAGAGAAUAACGGUACGAUAUGGACGUGACCCAAUUACUGUAAACCUCGUUGAUGUUCUGAAAUAUGUUUGUGUGAAGGAGAUUCAGUGACGGAAAUAUGCAAACGCGCCUAUAACGAAAAUGUAGUGUUUCUUGGAGAAGUGGUUUUGUGUGUGUCCACCAUCUUCUGACGAGGAGACACUACGGUUACGGAAUCUUAGUAAACAAGAUAACAAAUGCAAAUGUCUGAUAAGGAUUUGGGUGUGGUGGCUGAUGGGCGUUGUGGGCAUAUAUCCCCUAUUUCGUUUGGAAGUCUUAUUUCUGAGUAAGACAAAACAGGGUGCCAUUUCAUGCACAGUUCAACGUAAUUCCAAUCACGCCCACCCCCUGUUGUUGAUUCAAAACUAGAAUCAUUCUGAAUGUGGUGUUUCUGAAAUGAAGUUUGGCAAGGUACGGGAGUCAAAACUGAACACUUAACUGAUACAAGACCGAAAUAAACUUUUUUGCAAUGGUUGAUGACAAGCAAUAUUUUGCACUGGAUAUUUGGUGCAUUAGAUAAAAUUGGAUUACGGAUUUGGUGUGUUUUCUCGGAUACUAUGCAGCAUGGGAUAUCUAUUGAGGAAUAUUCGCAGUUGUGGUUAUAACGGAUUAAAUCUAACUUACUGGGAUUUGAGAAGACAUCAUGCAUGACGUGUUGAUCGUCAUAUUCCCACAAUGGGACUUACAGACGAUAGCGCAGACGAGACCAUCUAGAAUGGCGGGAAUGAGUGGUCGACUACAAGAAAGACACACACUCUUAUAUUACGCGUAAACAGCCGUGCAUUACGCAUUCGAUAAGAAACACUUGGCGUUGGUAUUCAUUGCAAAAUAGAUGGAGUAUCGUUAUGAAUUACCGUGUGUGAGAUAACAGCUGUAUAUCAUUCUGUUGAACACAGGAUACAACUCAUAAUAUGACACAAUGUACUCAAAGAGUUCUCCAGGACAGAAAAACAGCUUAUCUGUUUGGCCGCAGAAUUCAGCUAUUUAUGUGAGGUGGACUUCAACAUGCGGAUAUAGUAUUAUAAGCGGUGGUCGGCAGGGACAAUGUUGGACUAAACUUUAUUAAAAUCCUGGCCAAGCCUUAUAAACGCGCUGGUCAGACCACUAUGGUUAGGAUCCUCUUUGGGGCAUAUGGAUACUGCCCGUAUGAAGAACCUAUGCAAGAUGCAUGGGCUUCAAAACAAUUGUGGUGAAAAUGUGGGUGUAUUAAUAUAACCCAUGAUAUUACAAAACUAUGUGUCUGUAUUGCACUGGAGUCGAUAAUUUUUCAACACAUCCCAGCAUUGUUCAGUGAUGUGAAACCAUUUUGUUUUCCAAAAUUGUGCCACAUGUUUAAGACGUGGUAUUUAUUCAUUCAUCACUGGAUUAUCAUAAGACUAAAUAUGAGUAUUUUGUGACUCUACCAUUCCAGUGUAUCAUGUAUGUAUGGAAUGUACCAUCGUGGAAUAACCUUAGUUUUUUAUUUCUUAAGUGAGUUGUUUUUGUGAAUUCCUGGAGGAUGAAAUAUCUUUAAUAGCAAUCAUAUUGUAGGAUGGUCUUCUACACCAUUAUCCAGAAAACAUUUUUAAUUCAUCAGGUUGGACCUGCUUAUAAUGUAAAUAACUAGUUGUAGAUUAACACGGAAAGACAACCAAGACCGUUUUUAGUUUCAUUAUCAUUUUAGGUCAUCCAUUUAUAUUAUUAUUAUGAAACAUUCCUAGAAGAUCAUCUGUAACUAUUAAUCAUCACCACCAUCAUCCAUUUUAAACAUCACAUGGUUUCCAGAUGCAUUGUAUUUGAAAGAGUAAAGAGUAAGGUGAGCUAAAGGCAGACUGGACAAAAUGUUUAGCAGGUUGGCAGUAUCCUGGGCUUAUUGAAAAGACUCAGUUUGGACUUAGUAACAAAGUUCUGACCAUAUCCUGUUUGUGCUCAUAUCCUUGGCGGCAAUGGCGCAUCUAGGGAAGAUUGUAACUACACCGGUUAUAUUGGCAACUUCCUGAAGUUAUUUGAAAUAUCCUUGAGUGGACUGACUAUAUUAUAUUUGUACUGAUGAGUGUCCUGGACGGUCGAAGAGUAUGUUGGGUCAACUAACCUUUGUUUAGACACGCAGGCUGUAUCCUUGUCAGACUGACACUACCCUGGACUUAUGGACUAUAUCCUUGGUGGAAUGAUACCAUCCUGGACAGAGAGGCAAUGCACGAGUAUUCUGGCCUCCCAGAUACAUUGAGAUUAUCAGCACCUACGGACCAGAAUUACUUUUACUAACCUGUAUCUGCCCUAAUCGGCCCAGACUCGCGGUCCAUGGCCUACUGACGUAUUGUCCAGCUGUGAUCACGUUUGUCUUUGAAGACGUAGCAUUGGUCUGCAACAUGCCUGUACAGUAUUUAUGUUUUACGGGGUCUCAGUUUCAGGAUAAGUGUACAAACAAAUAGAAACACGAGCACAAAAUCAUUAGCAUUAAUGUUUCUGACAAGACAGUCCAGUCCUAAAACGUAAAAUGGAUUUUUUUCUCGGCAUAGUUAAUAGUGGAAAUGAGCAAUGUACAAAUAUAACUGGCUUUAUGACAAUUCUGUGACAGUUAAAUGGCAUCAAAGUGUACUUACAGUUGGGUAGUCUAUGGAUUUGUUACGCCAGCAUUAGGUAGCAUAUGGUCAUCUGGUAUGGACCUAACAACAAAGAAAUGCUACAAAGUGACCAAAAUAUAGGUCUACCAGUUUUAUCAAAUUGAAAAAUCAUCAGCCACUGUUGAAUUGCGAACAUCACACUGCCAUGACUUGUGAUCUGGGCCUGUGCUUAUAAAAUAUUAACAUCCACACUCAAGAAUUGAGCGAAAUCGUCAGUUUAACGAUAUCAUGCAAUUUGGAUGGGUCAUACUUUAUUACAAGGCUUGAAAUUGGCAGGGGUCAAGAGGUAGGGGUCAAGAGGCAGUUGACACUCAAAAUACACAAUAUAUUUUAUGAUAAUCAAUUUCGCAAGUAGCUUUUGCUUUCCAACUUUAAAAAUGGAUCACGAUUCAGGUCAACAAAACCGACAUUACAACGACUAUUAAAUAAUAGUAAAUAAAAUUUUGUAUUGAAAAGGGAAGAAAAAUAUCAUUACACAAAAAUAAGAGUAAACUUUAUAUUUUUUAGCAUUUGCUUUCAGGAUUAAAAUGUCACAAGCUAAAACUGCUUCUCAUUCCACAAACUUAAUUUCGAGCCUUGAUUUAAUAUUAAAAUCUUUAGUCUGGGCGUUAAUAAACUUUUAUAAAUACGUGGCAUCAACUCGAGCUAUCAGUGGCGAGGCUUCUCGUCUGCCUAGACGUCUUUAAUUCGUGACCUUGAUCCCAGGUGGCAGUCCAUCCUACCAUUACGUCUGCUGGGCUGCCUUUGAUCGAUGGUGGCUCAAACACAACGUUUUAUCUGUCUAGCUCCGUGCAACCAUCUUAUACUCUACGUUUUAAAACGGGUUGUUCAAUUAAUAAUAGUGUGGUGUAUGUUUAUACUGGACUAUAUAUGUGCACUGUAUAUUGUACCUUAAAGGAACAAUUCUGGGUUUGCUGCCUUUGUAAGAUGUUUCCGACAAAGAGAGCCCCUUUGAUGAUUACAGUUCCAAAUUAAUAACAUUUGCUUGUUUAUAAUAUCGCUAUCUGUAUAUUCAGUGUGUUUCUGGUCGUUCUAUUGUUUGCAAGUAGCCCAAAUUUCAUUUUACUUCAUAAUAUCUUUUUUGUGUGUGUGUUUUUGUAUCUUCGAAAUUAUUAAUCCAUUUUGGGCAACUACAAUCAGUAUGACGACCAAAAACAAAUUGGAUAUACCAACACUGAAAUUAACGCUAAAACGGCCAUGUAUGUUGAAGACACGUUACAAUGGCGGCGAACUCGUGUCAGUCUCUUAAAAUUCAGGCAUGUUUGCUAAUCUUUAACAAUACUGAUGGUGGAAUGUCAACGUUCAAUACAAUGCCAAAUUAAUCAAGAUUCUAUUUUUUCAUUCGCAGUGAACAUUAAUAAAAAGAUGUUUGGACCUAGUGGUGUUUAUUCAGCUGAACGUUAGAGCGUUUAAAGUUGCAAUCUCGCUCCACGUUAUUAUGACAUUAUUUACUAAUGCAAAAUACAAACACAAUUGCAUUUGGUAUAAACUCAUGUGUUGUUGGUAUAUCAGCUGUUAUCGUCAACUGCCUUCAUACAAAAUGGGAGUAAGACUUGAAGACUUGAGGUCUCUCGUUAUGAUUGUAUUUGUAACACACAAAAAAACCUCCAGUGGAAUAGCCCCCCCCCCCCCAUUUUAAUGUUAAAAUGGACUUUAAUAUAACAUUAUAUGACCUCAUGGACUAAUAUAUCAUCAUAUGACGUAAUGGACUUUAAUACAUCAUCAUAUGACGUAAAUGAAGAAACAUAUGGAACAAUGGUGCUGGGUGGUAAGAUAAUAAUUAUUAACGUGGAUCUGUUCUCGAGCUCUGAGCGACGAGUCUGAUGAGAUGUCUAUAAUUUGUGGGCUGCGUCCCAGGUGGCAAUCCAGCCUAACCUUAUUUAUGUCUGCUGGGCUGUCUUCUAAAUGGGAAAAUAAUGAAACAAACGUACACGAGAUUGCAGCUUUAACGUACGAGCUUAAUAACGUACGUGUGCUAUACAAUACGAGCUGUAGUGUACGCGCUAUAGACGGACAUUAGGAUGUGAUUUGUGUCUGAUUGUCGAAGGGCUUAACAGAGAUGUCCCGCACUAUGCAUUAAGCAAACUAUGCACAGUUUAUGAUGUGUGUACAGAAUCUACUCAUGUGUGUUGUUAGUUAACAGUAGAAGGGUGAUCCAGAUUGUAGAUAGGCGUUUGUUCUGUGUUGGAGAUCGAGUUUCCCUUGAAAAUUUUACUUUGCAAUACGUUUGUAGUAAAGUAGGUUCAUGAAUCCUGGAAUCAUAAUACACUGAAGCAUAUAAUUCUGUAUGCUGCAAUCACGUGGUUCAUAUCGGUCCAAUACGAUAAACACAUUAGACAUUAAUAGAAGGAGAACUGGGCAUUAAACAUAUUUUCCCGAGUACCGUAAACCAUCCAUUAUAGGUUACAGUUAUUACUAUUCUCAUUGCGUAUUUCCAAAACUGAUUAUUUCCAGCAUAACCGUGUCUUACAUAUUUCCACCGUAUCAAUCCAUAACAUUUUUACAGCGCAACCAUUCCACCUUAACAAUUCACUACAAUAUAACCACGCCGUGCACAUUUCAGUCGUAACAAUCAAUUGUUCAUUUCACGCAUAGCGAUCCAUUAUAUAUCCAGAAUAACCACUAGUUAUCUUUUAACCACAAUAUUCAUCAUAUAUACUCAGCAUUGCAUUCAGCAUUUCGGGCGUCACCACGGAUUGCAUAUUCCGAGCAUAAUCAUCCAUUGACAAUUCCAACAAACUCCAUCAUAAUACAUUGCCAUCUAGAGCACUUGGUUCAUAUGUUGCGCAUAACCAGGAGGGCUCUGGUGUACCUAACGUUAUAUUCAUCUCGCAUUCUAUACAUUCAUGGAGUCCGUUUUCACAGUGGAACGUCUACAUGUUUACAAUAAAAACAAUUACCAUGCGAUUGCAGCAUUCAGCAUUUAGGGAUGUCCCAAAAAGCAUUUCAGGGGAGGUGUUUUUGUGUUUUUUCUAGUACUUGUCAAGUACUAUGAGAACACUGUAAUACAACUAAUUCCAGACUCAACUUCAUUUGUUGUCAUAUGAUUGCCAUGUGAUGUGUGAAUAGUCGUGAGUUUCCUUGAACUUGAAGAAUAUUGUAUUGUUUGCAUAUUAAGAUCAUGUGCCGAGCGACUGGUAGGACAUUGAAAUUAUACUGAUCUCCAUUGAAAAGGCACCACCCAAUUUUUAGUUGUUGCUCUGAUGUGUGAUGUGUGAAUAACCCCUAACCGUUGUGUAUGAUUGGUGGGUUAUUAAUAUUUAUUGCCUGCCAUGUAGUUGUACAAAAUCAGUGAAAAUGUAUUAUUUUUUCUUCUCCUAUCCUUUUUUUUUUUUACAACUACAAACCUGACUGGUGCGUUUUCAUUGGAGAAAGUAAAAAAACAAAAAACGAUUAGAUAAUAAUGAUUUCCUUACGACUAAUCUUAAUAUUUACACCAGACACAUUUGACACCAUGUAUUUCGUAUGGCUCUGGUGUAACGGAACAGGAUUACCAGAAAAUACUUUUGUUAAAUCUUCAAAAGCAAAUCCUUUGAAUCGUUCUGCAUAUCUUGAAUUGUAAAUCGCUGUUUGUUUUUUAUAAACCUACAGACACAACAGUCCGGACAAGCAAUAGUGAUGGUUAAUAUGUUGAGAGGAAAGGAAAACCGUGCAGGACACUGUAAUCUAUGCUAUUUGGUUGUCUAACACACGGUUAUGUUGUCACUUAGUCUAGGGUAUUAGAAAGAAAACUCGCUGUCACCACAUUUACUGCUAUUGCCGAACAGCAGCAAAGGUCUUUUACUUGUAUUUUCCCACAGACACCAAAACACAUAUCACAAUCAUGCAUAUAUAAAUCAUUGGCACUGGUUGGGGAUCGAUCCUAAGACAUAGCGUACGUGAGGCGAGUGCUUUUCCAUGAACUAUGCCCGCCUUAUUUCCCGUUGUAGUCAGAGGCAUGUUCAAGAGGGCGAGCCACUGCGGUCGCUCGCAAGACGUUAGAACGAAUAUGAUAUGAUAGAAAACGAUGGUACAAUGAAACUGUUCGCGAGCGCUGAGCCUCCUAAACACAUUACUAUAUACCUCGGCUAGUAUAUCAAAAUAUAUCUACUACGAUAGAGUAUUCGAUCUAGUUUCAAAGACCUUGAAAUGAAAUAUUUAAUUUGUGGGAAGGUGUAUUCAAUUGAAUCGAUACAAGUAGCUUAAGCGGUGCCAUUGUUGUUGUUUUUCUUCUCUAACGCUCAAUACCAACAUUAGCAAUAAUAUAAUAACUAUGAUGAUAGACCUAAAUGUGUUCAGUGCAGAACGGUCGAGGGUAUUUUAGGGCAGUUCCACAAAAUUUAUAAGAGUGGUUUUCCCCAUAUUUGUACUCAUCAUCUACUAAUUGAAAUUCUACAAUUUAAUUUUGUUUUCCUUUAAAACAAAACAGAUUGAUGCAGAUUUCCAAUUCCAGUUUGCCUCCACACGAUGAUAACUGGAAAAUUAAUGUCAUGACGACUGACUAUUGUUGCGGUGGGCAACGACCGGUCAGUACCUAUUGUCACCAAUAUCUUUCUUUGUUAAACGCUGACACAACCAUUGUUUGCAGAAAUCCAUUUGUGUUGCUCGCGAUGUUCACCAUGCUGUGUUUAGUUAUUUAUUUGUAACCACGCCCACAUAUGGGCGCGGCAUUGUACUGUCAGGAAUAAUUACGUUUGUAUGUGUUCGUCAAAAUGUUCAUGUAUAUUCGUUUGGACAGUACAAGAACAAUUCGGCACGAAUAAAACAUAUCACAAAAAUAAAA
This is a messenger RNA of Gigantopelta aegis, 11562 nucleotides long. RefSeq names its product histone acetyltransferase KAT6A-like. Gene Ontology annotation, biological process: positive regulation of transcription by RNA polymerase II. Gene Ontology annotation, molecular function: protein binding; DNA-binding transcription activator activity, RNA polymerase II-specific; RNA polymerase II cis-regulatory region sequence-specific DNA binding. The record is from RefSeq and is a predicted model, not a curated record. The transcript is spliced from 6 exons. The coding region runs from base 517 to 4086 and encodes 1189 amino acids. Lineage: Eukaryota; Metazoa; Mollusca; Gastropoda; Neomphalida; Peltospiridae.